Boleophthalmus pectinirostris (great blue-spotted mudskipper) is the source of this 1218-nucleotide messenger RNA. It is a transcript of the gene p2ry4, whose product is annotated as pyrimidinergic receptor P2Y4. Gene Ontology annotation, biological process: G protein-coupled receptor signaling pathway. Gene Ontology annotation, molecular function: G protein-coupled UTP receptor activity. NCBI's taxonomy places the organism in Eukaryota, Metazoa, Chordata, Actinopteri, Gobiiformes, Gobiidae. The record is from RefSeq and is a predicted model, not a curated record. Gene Ontology annotation, cellular component: plasma membrane. The transcript has 2 exons. The coding region runs from base 130 to 705 and encodes 191 amino acids.
GCAAAAUUGUGAGAUUCCUAUUCUAUGCAAACUUGUACUGCAGCAUCCUCUUCCUCACUUGCAUCAGUGUGCACCGCUACCUGGGUAUUUGUCACCCCAUCAAAUCUUUGACUCUCAUAAAGCCCCGUCAUGCCCAUCUGGCGGGGCAAUGAUACGCUUUGUCAUGACACAACCAGCCAGGAUGCCUUCAACGAGUAUGUGGACUACAGCUCUGUCGUCAUGGUGCUUCUGUUUGGGGUCCCCUUCACUGUCAUUGUGGUGUGCUACUGCCUCAUGGCCAGGUCACUUUGCAGACCCCGAGUGGGAUUAUCUGCUAGCCAACAAGGAAAUGUCUCUCGUCAGAAGUCUAUUAAACUAAUUAUAAUUGUGCUGGUGGUCUUUGCUGUCAGCUUUGUUCCCUUUCACAUAACAAGGACCCUUUACUACACCUCCCGUGUGCUGGAUGCCAACUGUGAAUUCCUCAAUAUUGUCAACUUCACGUACAAGAUCACGAGACCAUUAGCCAGUGUCAACAGUUGCAUAGACCCAAUUGUAUAUUUUCUGGCAGGUGACCGCUACCGCUCCAAACUCAUGACUGUUCUGACAGGAAAAAGACAAACCCUAAGUAGCCAGGUCCAACAGCAGAGUCAAAUGCAACCACAAAACAAUAUUGCUAUGAACUCACAAAAUACAAUGGACAAGGAGGCAGCGACAAUGGCGAGCUAGACUUACACCUUAUUUUUAUGAUGCAUUUUUAUAACAUAAUAUAGCCAUUUGCACUGAACUACUAUGGAACAUGUAUUUUAUUUAUAACAAUUAUUUAACACAUUUCUCACAUCUCUAGCUAGUGUUUAUAUUAAUACUUUUACAUUAUAAUGAGAAAGACUUUUACAUGAGCUGGUUUAAAUCCUGUCUAUAAGCAAACAUAUAAACACUGUAUUAUGCUUCCUGCUUCUUCUAAGAUUUUGGUGUUUCCCAGAAAGCUCGGCUCCAGGCCCCAGGUGUUUUUGUUCUUCACCUCUGACAGCUGAUCAGUUCAGCAUAUUUUCUUUUUCAGUCAAGUGUUUCCCUUUUCUCUUUUGCCUUUGGGGCCAGCUAUUUUUUGUAAUUUGUUAUCUGACUUUUUGCAUAAUUUGAAAAUGUGUAAUGAUCUGUUUGCAUUGUAGAUUCCCACUGAACAUUUCAAAACUAUGAAUGAACACAUAUUGAAUGUAAUAAACAAAAAAUAAACUCAAAAUA